AUGGGGUCUUUUACAUUUGGCUAUAGCAUUGCUGUCAUUAAUUCUCCUGAGACUAUUGUCGAAAACUUUAUUAAUGAGACCGUGAUCCAGCGAACAGGAGUUCCUAUCUUAGCCAGCCACUUGAGGAGUUAUUGGUCACUGAUUGUGGCCAUCUUUGCAAUUGGAGGUAUGAUUGGUGGUCUCAGUGCUGGGGCAUGGGCUGACUUUUUUGGUCGGAAGAAAGGCAUGCUCCUUAAUAAUGCAAUAGGCAUUGCUGGAAGUAUGUUGAUUGGAUUCAGUAAAAUGGGUUCGUCUUUUGAGAUGAUCAUUGUUGGCAGAGUAAUUCUUGGCUUCAAUUGUGGUUUAACCACCUGCCUAACACCUAUGUAUUUGUCAGAAAUUGCACCUGCAAACAUCCGAGGUGCAUUGGGUGUCGUACAUCAACUGGCAAUCACAAUUGGAAUCUUAAUGUCACAGAUCUUUGGCUUUCAAGAAAUUCUUGGCACAAAAAGCUUAUGGCCAGUUCUGCUGGGGCUGCCACUUGCCCCCUGUAUCAUCCAGUUGUUGAUGCUGCCUCUGUGUCCAGAGAGUCCACGUUUUCUUCUUAUUACUAAACAUCAAGAAACAGAAGCCAGAGCAGCUCUUGUUACCUUACGAGGGAAGUUUGAUGUUGACCUUGACAUUGAAGAUAUGAAAUCUGAACAAAGAAUGUGCCAAGCAGAACCAAAGAUCAGCAUUGCACAAUUGAUAGUAAAAUCAUCCUUAAGAAAACAAUUGGUGAUAGGUAUUGUGAUGCAAAUAUCGCAGCAGUCCUGUGGAAUCUUAGCUAUUCUUUACUAUUCCCACUCUCUAUUCGUCUCAGCUGGAAUGCUGCCCAAUGUGGCUACUCAUGCUGUCAGUGGAAUCGGUGCAGUUAUGGUUGUCAUGACAUUCAUAAGUAUCCCCCUCAUGGAGUAUGUGGGUCGAAGAACUCUCCACCUCACAGGGCUCAUGGGAAUGUUUGUACUCAGUAUUGUCAUGACGCUGGCCCUAACACUAAAUGGCACUGUAAAAGGAAUGCAAACAGUUGGUGCCAUAACAGUCAUCUUUUAUGUUGCUGCCUUUUCAAUUGGUCCAGGUUCCAUUCCAUGGUUAAUUGUUGCUGAACUUUUCCCCCAAGGAUCCCGGGCCCCUGCCAUGAGCAUCUGCACCAUGAUUAACUGGCUAUCAAAUUUCAUUAAUGGUUUUACCUUUCCUUAUGUACAGAAAGGACUGGAUGAUCUCUCGUUUGUGCCUUUCACCAUUUUGCUAUUGCUUUUUUGGGGCUUCACCUAUAUGUACCUGCCAGAAACAAAGGAUAAGACUAUUGAACAAAUCACAGAUAUGUUUCGGCAACAACAGCAAGAGAAACAAUCAAAGACAGAUGGGGUUGCCAAAGAAAACAGUUAUCUUGUUGGCUUUAAGAAAAUGUGA
Acanthosepion pharaonis is the source of this 1431-nucleotide messenger RNA. The record is from the annotation of a GenBank genome assembly. Lineage: Eukaryota; Metazoa; Mollusca; Cephalopoda; Sepiida; Sepiidae.